Molecule: messenger RNA, 3146 nt
Organism: Pygocentrus nattereri (red-bellied piranha)
Lineage: Eukaryota; Metazoa; Chordata; Actinopteri; Characiformes; Serrasalmidae
Product: phosphatidylinositol-binding clathrin assembly protein-like
Exons: 19
Coding region: 796-2478 (560 amino acids)
Biological process (GO): clathrin coat assembly; clathrin-dependent endocytosis; synaptic vesicle budding from presynaptic endocytic zone membrane
Cellular component (GO): clathrin-coated pit; extrinsic component of presynaptic endocytic zone membrane; synaptic vesicle
Molecular function (GO): SNARE binding; 1-phosphatidylinositol binding; clathrin heavy chain binding
Source: RefSeq, a predicted model, not a curated record
AACUGCCAUUUUGCGCGCAGUGUCCGGCUCCGUAACUGUGAGGCAGAAACUGGGAGAAAUUCCUCUGUGUACAAAAAAUGUCAGCGACGAGAUGUUGAAUUGGCACGGUUAGGACCAGUGUCACUGUGGAGCCGCCAUUCGGAUAAACGCACAGCCCUUUUUCGUGUUUUAAGUAUCUCUACGAAUUCGCUCCAUGAAGGAGAGCUGAAGGAAUGUGAAAAGAUGCCGAGUAGUAGCUGCUAGCCUCGUCAGACUUGUGUUCUGCUAGUGGGGAUGUGAAUUCGGCCGUUAUUUUUCUGCUGCUGCUGCUUCGCGGGUUUGACAGUAUUCAACCCCGCACGUUCAUUCAGGGCUGGUUUCGUCUUUUAUGUUUUUUGGAAGUCGAAAUCAUUCAGCUAGCCUUAUUCGAGCAGCAGUUACAUGGUUAACCGGCGACACGGGAGGGUAGCAGCAGUGCCCGUAGUGAUGUGCUAUAGCUCGUAACGUUACGGAGGGUCGGUCCGCUUCAGUAGGCUAACGCGCUCUGGACACUGCUGUAUUCUUGACAGCGGGCUUUAACGAUAGCCACAUCAGCGCAGUCGUUCGCCCUUGAUCGUCUCGUCGCCGGUAGCCCGGUUGAUUCUGAAUGUCAGUGCCUCCUCUCAGUUCGGGUUUCUGUCAGGAUAGGCUGCCGUUCUCCGCACACAGACAAGCGACGUGAGCGGGCUUUCCCCCCCCUCCCUCCAUCCCUGCACCGAGUGCUUUUUUUCGUUUUGCUCAGAGACGAUUUUUUUUUAUCGUGAGGCAUUAUUAGCUAUGUCGGGACAGUCCAUCACGGACCGGAUCGCCGCGGCUCAGCACAGCAUGACCGGAUCGGCCAUCAGCAAAGCCGUGUGCAAGGCCACGACGCACGAAGUCAGCGCCCCCAAGAAGAAGCACCUCGACUAUCUGAUGCACUGCACCAAUGAGCUGAGUGUGAGUAUACCUCAUUUGGCUGACACGCUGAUUGAAAGGACGGCCAAUCAGAGCUGGGUUGUGGUGUUCAAGACCCUUAUCACCACUCACCAUCUCAUGAUGUACGGCAAUGAGAGGUUCAUCCAGUACCUUGCAUCCAGAAGCACACUCUUUAACUUGAACAAUUUCAUAGAUAAAGGUGCAUUACAAGGUUAUGAUAUGUCCACCUACAUCAGACGAUAUAGCAGGUACCUUAAUGAACGGGCAAUGUCCUACAGACUGGUAGCGGUCGACUUCACUAAGAUGAAGAGAGGGAUUGAUGGGGUAAUGCGCACCAUGAGCACAGAGAAGCUGAUGAAAACUCUCCCAAUUAUUCAGAACCAGCUGGAUGCCCUCUUGGACUUUGAGGCCAGCUCUAAUGAACUGACCAAUGGUGUGAUCAAUGGUGCCUUCAUGCUGCUCUUCAAGGACUCUAUCCGCAUCUUUGCUGCUUACAAUGAGGGUGUCAUUAACCUUCUAGAGAAAUAUUUUGAUAUGAAGAAGCACCAGUGUAAAGAAGCCCUGGAAAUAUACAAGAGGUUUCUUACCAGGAUGACCAAGCUGUCCGAGUUUCUCAAAGUGGCAGAGCAAGUUGGAAUUGAUCAGGUUGACAUCCCAGAUCUCUCACAGGCCCCAAGCAGUCUCUUACAAGCUCUUGAGCAACACCUGGCCUCUCUGGAGGGCAAGAAAAUCAAAGAGCUCUCCACUGUCAACAGGGAUGAGAAACAGCAGGCUCCGGAGGUGGAGGGCGACAGAUUACAGCCUACAAAGGGAGUACAGCUCAAAGAUAUUGGAAUGCAGACACCAACAGUGUCUCCCAGCGGGCAGUCUGUGGGCAGUGCCAAUAGUACCUGCACCAGCAGCGGUGCCACUGAGCUCCUCUCCACUCCACCCGAUCUACCCAUCACGAAUGGUGUGCACAGUUUCACCAGUGAUCAUUUUGACCUCCAACACAACCUCAGCACCCCUGUUCAAACCACCACCCUGCCUGCCAGUAACAGUGGCUGGGGAGGGCCCCUGCUGAAGCCCACUCUUUCUUCACAGGUCCAUGGCCAAGGCACACAACUCCACAAUGGUGGAAAGUUACUGACUAAUGACCUGGACUCCUCUCUGGCCAACUUAGUGGGCAAUUUGCACUUUGGAGGACCUCCGACCAAAAAGCCAGAGAUGCAGUGGACUCACCUGGAGAAGAAAACCACAGGAGGGUCUCACUGGCAGUCUAAAGCCAUGAGUGGCACUGCACCGUGGGGGCACACACACCUUGCCCCGGCUCCCAUCCCUGUGCCACAAAUGAAUGGAAUGAUUUAUACUGGCUAUGCACCAGCUCCGGUAGCAUUUCCAAUGACAACCCCCCAAGUGCCUGUAUAUGGGAUGAUUCCUCCUCCCAUGGGCCAGAUGGGUUCAGUCCCCUUGAUGGCACCCCAGCCUGUGAUGUACAACCAGCCUGUGCUUCGCACCACCAACCCAUUCACUCCUGUCCCUGGAACUCAGAUGCACUUCAUGUAGCGCUGAGGAAUACGCUGGACUGACAGUAGCGCCAGAGGAAAAACAUCAACCAACCCAAAACCAAAUAUGACAAAGCAGACAUGAGAAAUGGUUCAGAGACUGAUAUGUUCAUGUGCCAUUUUCCCCUUAAGCUGUGUGUUUGUAGCAUACCCUGCCCGACCAACAUAACAUAGUCCUGUCAUUUUACAUGUUAUCUUUAAUUUUUAAGUGUCAAAUCUAGUGUUUCUAGAUGGCCCUCUUGGAUGAUGUCACUGGCUGAUGCAAAUGGAAUGACAGUGUAUAGUGAAUUGCGGUGGAAUGAAAAAAUGUCAUGAUGUCAAGCCCCCUGCCCUUUUGCCCCCCGUUCGGAAAAGUGAUUGUUGUAAUCGUGCGCACUUGAAUCAAUGUUUAUAAUGUCUAAACCAAGCCACGGUUUUGUAUGCACAUUGCCUGAAUAGUGUUUUGAACCAACCACUGUCAAUGUUAAUCAUGCCACAGUUGCUGGCUUCCCGAAUUCUUGAGUCUUGGAGAAAUGUGUACAGGUCACUUUUUGUACAUUUGUCUUGUCCCCAAACAUUUUGGACUUCACCUUACAAGUUAAAACUGUUUCUGCAUACAGUGACUUGUAAUGUUUCAUUCAGGUAUGGUAAAGGUAUGGCUGUAUGGAUUAAAACAAAUACAGCAGUGUG